Messenger RNA from Cololabis saira (Pacific saury), 2019 nucleotides. RefSeq names its product protein disulfide isomerase family A, member 6 (gene pdia6). The record is from RefSeq and is a predicted model, not a curated record. Gene Ontology annotation, biological process: response to endoplasmic reticulum stress. Lineage: Eukaryota; Metazoa; Chordata; Actinopteri; Beloniformes; Belonidae. The coding region runs from base 15 to 1421 and encodes 468 amino acids. Gene Ontology annotation, cellular component: endoplasmic reticulum lumen. The transcript has 13 exons. Gene Ontology annotation, molecular function: protein disulfide isomerase activity; protein-disulfide reductase activity.
UUUUCUCCUUUUCGAUGCACUUUUGUGGGAGACGCAGUAACAGUGAUAGUCUGACUUGUGUCUGCUGGAGAGACCGUGCAGGGCAACUUACAACCAUGAGGCCACUUUUACUUGGGCUGCUGGGCUGCUCUCUGCUGCUGUGUGUUCAAGCCUUCUACUCAGCCAGUGAUGAUGUGGUGGAGCUCACACCGUCUAACUUCAACAGGGAGGUGAUCCAGAGUGACAGUCUGUGGCUGGUGGAGUUUUAUGCCCCCUGGUGUGGGCACUGUCAAAAUCUCACUCCUGAUUGGAAGAAGGCAGCCACCGCCCUCAAGGGUAUUGUCAAGAUUGGUGCUGUAGAUGCUGACCAGCACAAGUCAAUGGGAGGCCAGUACGGCGUCAGAGGGUUCCCCACCAUCAAGGUCUUCGGAGCCAACAAGAACAAGCCAGAGGAUUACCAAGGCGGUCGCAGCAGCCAGGCCAUCGUGGACGGAGCAAUGAAUGCUUUGCGGACUCUGGUGAAAGAGAGACUGAGCGGCAAGUCUGGAGGCUCCAGCUACAAGCAGCAGAGUGGCAGCGGUGGUGGCAGCCAGAAGGAUGUGGUGGAGCUCACUGACGACAACUUUGACAGCAUGGUGCUGCAGAGUGGUGACGUGUGGUUGGUGGAAUUCUUCGCCCCCUGGUGUGGACACUGCAAGAACCUUGAGCCUGAGUGGGCGGCUGCAGCCUCAGCUGUAAAGCAGCAGACCAAUGGCAAAGUUCACCUCGGAGCUGUGGAUGCCACUGUUCAUCAGGGUCUGUCCAGCCGAUAUGGGGUCCGUGGAUUUCCCACCAUCAAAAUCUUCCGCAAAGGGGAGGAGCCCGAGGACUACCAAGGAGGCCGUUCUCGUGGAGACAUCAUCGAGAAGGCUUUGGACCUGUUCUCUGACAACGCUGCUCCUCCUGAGCUGCUGGAGAUCCUUAAUGAAGACAUCCUGAAGAAGACCUGUGAGGACAGUCAGCUGUGUAUAAUCGGAGUCCUGCCACACAUCCUGGACACGGGUGCAUCUGGCAGAAAUGGUUACUUGGAUGUCAUGAUAAAGCUGGCUGACAAAUACAAGAAGAAGAUGUGGGGCUGGCUAUGGGCCGAGGCCGGGGCUCAGAUGGAUCUGGAGGCGUCUCUGGGCAUCGGUGGGUUCGGCUAUCCUGCUAUGGCUGCCAUCAACACACGCAAGAUGAAAUUCGCUCUCCUCAGGGGGUCCUUCAGCGAGACUGGCAUCCAUGAGUUCCUCAGGGAGCUGUCCGUCGGCCGCGGCUCAACUGCCACACUGGGAGGUGGCAACAUGCCAAAGAUCCAAAGCGUUGAAGCUUGGGACGGCAAAGACGGACAGCUUCCUGAGGAGGAGGACUAUGACCUCAGUGAUGUAGACCUGGAUUUCGACUUCGACAAAGAGGAGUUAUGAGUCCAAUCCUACUCAGACAGGGUAGGAUCUGAUCCAGACAGGGUUUGGUCUGGUCUGGUCUUGCGUGUCCUACCUCCCCUCUCCUGUGGACGAAUGGGAGGCUGAGUUGACCAGUUACUGAAAUACUCCAGCAGACACCUGCAGUUUCUCACAUCAUGUUUCCAUCACAGAGGGACACGAGGGAGGGGAGCACGUGUCCCUGGAGUGAACUUUCUCACAAACCAGCUGAACAUUAGAAGCUGCAUAUUUAUAUACCUGCUGCCAGCUGAGGGGAGGGAGGAGGCUCUGAAUGUCACAUCAUUCAAUCAAUCCUUUUUUCCCCUUCAAACAUUGUUCCCUCUCCCCUCCUCAGCUGCCUUCAGGCACCUGUUUUAUAAUGUGGACUUGUGAAAGUAACACGUCAACCAGAUGUGAUUUAAAAAAGUGUUUUUUCUAAUUUGAAACCGUGAAAUCUCGGGGGGUUUGCAUCAUGUCUGUCCAGGACAGGGGGACUACUGCAGGACGACUUGUGUAGAUUUUUCUUACACGACUUUUAUUUCAACUGUGUGAAAACAAAAUGACUUUUUUUUGUUACAAAAAUAAAAAGGAAUAAAAACUG